AUGGCACCACCUGAACAACGCUCAUUGAGACAAGAGUGCGGAGUCCUCCAUCAGAGAGUCAGCACUCUCGGAGCGGCUACACGAAUUCAUAUCAAUCAGUUCAAACAGCAAAUUCAGACGCUCGAACAACAGACACAGACUCUUGCACAGCAUAACCAUGUACUCGAACAGCAGAAUCAUGCGCUUGAACAACGUAUUCACGCUUUGGAAGCAUCAAACAAGGCAUCCGAGGCCGUGAAAUCUCAUGCCGUAGAGAUGGACUCGACAGGCUCGAUUUGGCUAGCUGAAAGCACAGCAGAAGAUCUUCCUGCAGAAGAGAACCCCGAAGAUCUUUCUUCGAAACAUGUCUCAAGAGAUGACAUCCCUUCGCCUGUCCAGCAGCAAGACUCAUCUGUACCUGCCAUCAACUCUGUUGAGCACCUCUUCUCGCCAGUCCGCCAGCAAGACUCACCUCCACCUACCACCAACGACACUCAGAGUAUCGACUACAGUGUCUGGUACGAAAACGGCACUCUGACAAGCGACGCCCCAGACCACUUCCUCACCACCCAAGACUGGCAAAAUCUCCUCACCACCUUCGCAAGCACCCGCACUUUCUUCGACCAAAAGGACGCACACUGGCACCUCACCACAAACACCAAUGUCUGUGUCCGAGAACUCGCCCAGAAGACCAAGAAAAAGACAGAGUGGACUGUAGACGCGCCAGGCGAGUUUUGCUGUAAGAGAUGCUUCAACACACAGAGAGUGUGCUUGAAGUACAAUGAGCAGUCGCAGCGAUUGGAGGCGUUGCCUUUGCCCGAGGAAGCUAGGCCCGAGGGUGCUGUGCUGGGGGUUGAGUGGUUUGUUGCUGCGCAACCUAAUCUGAGCAACAAGGCUGGGUUCAAGGGGUUGUGGUGA
This is a messenger RNA of Aureobasidium uvarum, 897 nucleotides long. The record is from the annotation of a GenBank genome assembly. Lineage: Eukaryota; Fungi; Ascomycota; Dothideomycetes; Dothideales; Saccotheciaceae.